Messenger RNA from Carassius auratus (goldfish), 5592 nucleotides. RefSeq names its product cyclin-Y-like. NCBI's taxonomy places the organism in Eukaryota, Metazoa, Chordata, Actinopteri, Cypriniformes, Cyprinidae. Gene Ontology annotation, biological process: regulation of cyclin-dependent protein serine/threonine kinase activity. The coding region runs from base 385 to 1458 and encodes 357 amino acids. The record is from RefSeq and is a predicted model, not a curated record. The transcript has 12 exons. Gene Ontology annotation, molecular function: protein kinase binding.
AUUGUCGUCCAAACAGAUGUAUCGUGCGGAAUGACGUCAGGCGCUGAACCGGAAGCUGUUCCGCGGUCUGUGUGUUUGUGUGAGUGAGCUCGGUGAUACACUGACAGCUGAGCGAUACGAUGUAACAGCGACGCGGGAAUGGAAUAACCUACCGAUACACACGAGCACGAGAGCAGGCGUCGUGGAUUAGGCUUGGUGUUGAUUUGCUGAGGGCAGUCGUGAUUGUAACCCGCUGAUGUCGUUAGACGAGCGUUUCUCACGGGAGUGAUCUUCUCGCAGAUCGCAGCCCGGGUUUCAUCCCGUCAUCCGCAGCUGUAACGCCCAUCUUCUGCGACGGGGCUCCGUCGAUCAGUGCCGCUCGUUGAUCCGCACACACCGGGACUCAUGGGGAACAGCACGUCCUGCUGCGUGUCGUCCAGCCCGAAGCUCCGGAGGAAUGCGCACUCGAGGCUGGAGCCGUACCGGCCCGAACCGGAGCUGAGCCGCGAGGACACGGGCUGCAACCUGCAGCACAUCAGCGACAGAGAGAACAUCGACGAGCUCAACAUGGAGUACAAUCCUUCGGACCACCCGCGCGCCAGCACCAUCUUUCUCAGCAAGUCUCAGACAGACGUUAUUUUACCCAACAAGAAAGUUCGGGAAAAACGGAAAAGCCUGUACGUCAACCAUUUAACACACAUUGCGGAGUCAAAGCAACAUCCAUCUGGCCCAAUGAGACGCAAGUACAGCUCCUGUUCGACGAUCUUCCUGGAUGACAGCACCGUUAGCCAACCAAACCUCAAACACACUAUUAAAUGUGUUGCCCUCGCAAUAUACUACCACAUAAAGAACAGAAAUGUGGACGGGCGAAUGCUGUUAGACAUUUUUGAUGAAAAACUUCAUCCGCUUUCAAAAUCGGAGGUGCCGUCAGACUAUGACAAGCACGACCCAGAACAGAAACAGAUCUACAGAUUCCUUCGUACGCUCUUCAGUGCCGCCCAGCUCACGGCUGAGUGUGCCGUAGUUACUCUGGUGUAUCUGGAGAGAUUAUCAACAUAUGCAGAGAUUGACAUUUGUCCUGCUAACUGGAAGAGGAUUGUUUUGGGUGCUAUCCUGUUGGCAUCAAAAGUGUGGGAUGAUCAGGCUGUAUGGAAUGUUGACUACUGCCAGAUCCUCAAAGACAUCACCGUUGAAGACAUGAAUGAGCUGGAGCGACAGUUUCUGGAGCUGCUGCAGUUCAAUAUUAAUGUUCCAUCAAGCGUCUACGCCAAGUACUAUUUUGACUUGCGUUCACUUUCAGAGGCGAACAACCUCAACUUUCCCCUUGAGCCUCUCAGCAGAGACAAGGCCCAGAAACUUGAGGCGAUCUCCAGGCUUUGUGACGACAAAUAUAAAGACUUGAGAAAAGGAGCCAAGAAGCACUCAGUGAGUGCAGAUAACCUGACAGUGGUCAGAUGGUCCCCGGCCAUCAUAUCCUAAUAACGGUGGACAUUGGGGACUUUCACGAGAGACUGAGAGAAAAAGACUGUCAGAAGAAGCGUUCUCUAAGAGGACACAUACGUGCUUAGUAACUCCACUAGACUCUUGAGCCAGAGGUUUUUGUUCGAAAGAGUUUCCUUGCUGGUCGUACGGCUGCUGUAUAUACAAAACAUCCACACAACGAUCACUUUCCAACCUGUGGCUUAGAGAAGAGAGGGUGACACUGCUACUGCAGUUCAGAGAAAAAUAAAACUGGAGUAUGUGAAUAUAAAUGAGGUAGAAAGACGCCCAAUGACUGGAACAGCAUUCCAACAGCUCCGUGUCAUACGUGUUUGUUAUUCUAGGUGAGGACGUAUUCGUACUGUGUUAACUGAUCUCGUAUGGUUAAAACAAAUUCCACCUGGAUGCUCAAGGUUGUGUUGUAUCAAGAUCAAGAGCCAAAAUCAACCACUUCAUUCCUUAAAGUAUUUCUCUCCAAAUAGCUGUGAGCUGAUCAAACUAUAAAAUUACCACUGUUCUUACAUAGUUAUUUAACAUUUGAUCUCAUUAAGAUUUAUUUUAAAUUAAAGAUAUCCGUAAUGAUGGUUAAAAUUUGUCUAACAAUGCAAAUUAAUGGGAAUAUAUACAAUCUGGACCUCUUUAUUUAGUCUGAUUAUUUUAUUGUUUUGUUUUAUUGUGUUUAUUUCCUUCUAUUUGUUAUACUCAAAGGCAGUUUGCGCCAUUUAGUCUCAUCGUAGAAGAGUAAAGGAAGCUGACUUUGUAUUUUCAGAAGGAAAGUGGUGUGGAGGGUUUCCAUAUGAAGUGCUUGGGACUUUACUUUUGGAACACAAGAUUCAAUAAUUGAAUGUCUUGAAAUAAUUAGUUGCAAUUUAAAAUGUACAAUGUCGAAUUGACUAAAAUUGGAAGUUUCAAAACGGAAAUGAAAGGUUUUUCUUCUGUAAAGUCAACAAUGACAUUCCAUCUUCAGUGACCAUGAACGUGUUUAUUCUCGUCACCAUUUUUUAAUAACCUCAACAAACACCAGAUAUACACAUGCUGUGUCACUCAUUUCCAAUUCUCAAAGCAAUAAAAUGUGCGUUUUAUCUAUUCCGUACAAUACCCAUUAGAAAGAUUGGAGGUGAUAUUUAAUGAUGAUUAAAGGCUCCUUGGGAACUCUCAGAUAACAUUGCGCUAAAAUUGGUGCGUCAAAGUCAAAAUGCUUAUUAAAGUUGAGGCUCCAAGUGCCACUAUGAUACAAAUGUUCGGACUGAUUGCAGAGUUUUAUUUCUCAAUUAUGAUAUGUUACACAGGAGACUAAAUUGAAUUGGUGAGAAAGAGGAAUUCCUGCUGUAUCCACUGCCAUCACCUGCAGUGCCUGCAUUUAGCGGGAAAAUGACCUUAGACGUAGAAUAUGAAAUUAAUCAUUUUAUUUUUCUCUUCUCAUUAAGACAGCAAAACAUGUUUUCGUACUGCUGUCAAACGAUGAAUCGCAUCAACAACAACAACAAAAAAUAUAUUAUUAUUAUUAUUAUAAAUAAUUUGUUCUGUGGAUAUUCAUUAUGCACACAUACAAUAUAUUUUGAAAAAAUACAUGUAUUUCCAUGUCUAUAUUUAUAUUCAAAUUAUUUGUUAUAUCUAAAUACAUUUAAUUUUCUCUGAAAUAAAUUCAUGCAUUUGUGUGUGUUUAUAUAUUCAUUAUAAAUAUACACAGUGCACAUAUAAUGUAAACAAAGACUUAUUUUGAAUGUGAUUAAUUGUUUGAUAGCACUCGAUUUUAGACAGCAGAAUUAGAUUUAAAAUCAAUUCUUCCCAAUUCAAAGCAAGUGUUAUGUCAUCAGAUGUGUGUGUGAAAAUGAUUCCUUAUCUUAUCUGUUGAGAGGAACUGAGAAAUGUUCAUUUGUGAGACUUCACUCUGAAACACCUUGAAAAUUAGAACUUCCAAACGUCUUUUGUAUAUUGUACAUACUUAAAGAAAUUUAAUUAUGAUCUUCAGAUAUUUAUUUGUGACCAGUGUUUACUUUUGUUAAUUCCUUAAUUCUGGAUAAAAAACAAGAAAAAAUAUAAACAUGUCAGUUAUUUUAUCAGGAAUACGUACAUCUGUCAUUGAGGUGUUUUUUUUUUUUUUCUUCUGUCCUCAGUUAUAUUUCCAGUUGAGUUUAACCUUUUUUUUUUUUCUUGCAUCACAAAAGUGACAAAGCAAUUUAACAAUGUUUUGUUGAUAUGAAUGUAAUUCUGCAAUAGAUUUUUUUUUUUUUUUUUUACUUUAGCAGCAAUGAAAACAGCAAUUUAUUUUAUUAGUAAUUGCUUCACAUGGCAUCAAAAUUGCCAUUUUUUUUAAGCAGUAUGUGUUUAUUCUUUUAUUAAUUAUAGUCAUUUUUUUCUUCUAGGUAUUUUAUCUCCAAUGCCCAAAAGCGUCUUAAUAUUUUUACUUGAAAAGAAAAAAAACUAACAAAAAAAUAGUUGUAUCUAAAUAUAGUGCACACUUUGUGUCUUUUGUAUAAAAUACAGUAAGAAGGCUAUUUGUGAUGCCAACAUAUCCGACUGGACAUACAGGUUAAAUAUUUCCUGCAAAAUCAAAAGCAAAAAUUAUAUUUUGCAAGAAGAAAAUUAAGCCCAUUUUAGGAUGAGAAGAUUGUAUUUGUCAUGUUUGUGGGCUCAAAGGGUUAGUUCACCCCAAAAAGAAAAUUAACUUACCCCCAUGUUGUUUGUAACACUUAAAAGCUUCAUUUGUCUUCGGAACACAAUUUAAGAUAUUUUGGAUGAAAACCGGUAGACUUGAGACUGUCCCAUAGACUGACAAGUAAAUUACACUGUCAAGGUCCAGGAAAGUAUUAAAAGCAUCGUCAGAAUAGUCAGGAUCUGUCAUCAGUGGUUCAACCGUAACGGUAUGAAGCGACGAGAAUACUGUUUGUACACAAAGAAAACAAAAAUAACAACUUUAUUCAACAACUUGUCUCCUCUGUGUCUCUCCGCAUCACCGUAGCAUCAUUUCGGGACAGUCACAAUCCAAAAUAUCUUAAAUUGUGUUCCGAAGAUGAACAACGCUUGUACGGGUUUGGAACAACAUGGGGUUAAGUGAUUAAUGACAGAAUUUUCAUUUUAGGGUGGAGUAUCCCUUUAAAUAUCUUAUUCAUGCAAUAUAUAAUUUUAAGUUUCUUUAAAUAUUGUGGUGAAAUAUGACCUAGACAUGUUCUUGACAGGUUUGGUGAGAAUCACUUCCUGAGCAACUCGUGUUUAGAUUACGUUUUGUCAGAGAUGAUACUAGACAAAACGUGCAGUGAACCCAGAUGUCUGUUUUAGUUGAUUUCCUUAAGAUGAAGGAAGACUGACCAAAGUACUUCUCAAGGAAGGUCUGCUUCUUGCAAAUGGCGGUGCUUUAGACUCCCUUUCACAUUCUAAGAGUUUUGAAAUCAGGAAAAAAACGUUUGAGAAAGUGUCUUUGGGGAGGCAAAUGGAAUCAUGAAUGGAAAGACUGAUUUGAAGCAUUGAAGAUUGUAUUAUUUUAUUUAUUUUCUGAGCAUGUGAGGAUGCGGCCCAGCGUUGGAUCUGAAGACGGUGUUAUAAACUCGAGUUGUAGUGAUAGGAGGCAGUAGGCAGCGAGUUUUAGCCGUGUGCACUGAACUCUACCUCUGCAUAGAGUCCUUGUUUCUUAUUUAAUACCUCUCUCUUGCUCUUUCCAUCUGUUUCUCUGUAAUCUUUCUCAUUUUUCAUUGGAAUUUCUAAUGACAAAUUCAGAUCUUUCAGAACAUUUAUACAAUAAGUGGUUUCCUGUGAAAAAAGAAAGAAAACUGCUGUAGCUGUGAUUUUUAUUUGAUGUUCGGUCACUAAUUGUAUGCCUGUUCUUAUGAAUAAUACAUUGUUGUUGUCAUUUGUUUCUGUUCCACAGGUCAAACCCUUCUUCUGUAUGUUUUCAGUGUGUGCCAAAGGCGGAAUCCUAUCUCCUGUGUAUGAUCUUAGUUGAUUCUACUUUCUGUUUAACUAAGUGAACCCAGUCACCUGCGGCCGUCCGCCCAGGAUCUGGAGGCUACAAUGGUUGCAUGCAGUUUUUUUUUUUUUUUUUUCUCGAACUAUUAUUUUAACUGAUGCUCCCAGAUCAGAAGCAAUGUUUAGAAACCGCCACAAGAAUAAACUUUUAAAAGUUGCAAUAAAAACUGA